This is a messenger RNA of Adineta ricciae, 432 nucleotides long. NCBI's taxonomy places the organism in Eukaryota, Metazoa, Rotifera, Eurotatoria, Adinetida, Adinetidae. The record is from the annotation of a GenBank genome assembly.
AUGGGCAUUGAAUGGAGAAUGUUACUUAUGAAAAAGAAUGUUUGUGAAGAAGAGAGAAGUAGAAAAAAAACAAAAUCGACGUAUCGACAAUUUAUUGUUUUCAUACUUCUACUGAUAUCCUAUUCAUUACGAAGCACUGAUCUUCUAGAUCCUGGUGAUGAAGAAACAACCGUAUCUGUUUGUCAAAUCCGUGUGGAACUAGAUGGUUCGCAUACAUUCGACGAUCGAACCUUGCUAUCAAUGUUAGCAAGAUUGAAAAUACAUGAUUUCUCCAUUGGCCAGCCGGUUUGGGGUCCAUCAGAUACUGUUCUUUAUCUUUGUGAACAUCGCCUUAAAGUUGGUUUGAAACAAACCAUACUUGACAAGGAAUUGCAUCAAGUGAUGAAAAACAUUCCAGUAUCAUCAGGACGCUUAGCUUGGUCGUGUGCUUGA